Messenger RNA from Centruroides sculpturatus (bark scorpion), 1418 nucleotides. RefSeq lists its product as uncharacterized. Lineage: Eukaryota; Metazoa; Arthropoda; Arachnida; Scorpiones; Buthidae. The record is from RefSeq and is a predicted model, not a curated record. The transcript is spliced from 2 exons. Bases 822 to 1418 code for a protein of 198 amino acids.
AAAAGUCCAAAAGACAAAGGUGUUCAGAUAAUUAUAAUCCUUAACUAAAAUGCUGUAUCGUUGUAGAUGCCAGUCAACAAGGAGCUGCUAUUUUUUCGAUUAGCAAAAUAUUUACAAUACUUUUAAAUACUUUAAUUGCCUAUUGAAAUUUUACCGGAGAUUUACGUGAUCCAUUAAUUACUUAUAUAUUAUCGAACGCAAAAAAAAAACGCGCCACGUUCCAUUACGCUUACGAUGCGGGCAAAGUGUACUUUCUUUAGUGUUGAAUUCUGUUCUAUCAUUAUAAACAAAUUUUUUUUAAAAUUGUUCUUAACAGAGUAUAUUAUUAUUUCUUUUAAAAGUAAUUUACACCACAAAUUUUCGCUCGAUGUGAUAUAAUGUGUCCCGUCGUAUCGUAUUAAAGAUAACGUAGUUAAAGAUAGGAAGUCACAUUUGAAAUGUUCUAUUCCUAUCGCAAACAAUUUAUUGUUUAAAAACCAUACCAAUAACUGAACCUCUUAGCUUGAGAUUUAAAUUAUCGAUAGAUAGAUCUUUCAGAUACACCCGAACUUAUUCCAAAAACAAAAAAAAAAAAAUUAUAAUCGGUUGAUCCGUUAGGUAACAUCGUUCAGUGAGAUUCCAAUCAUACAGCGAUAAAGAAAUAAAAGGAUAAAGCGAAAGGUGGAAGCACAACAAUCGCCGUAUUCAGUAGGACAACCCAGACAGUCAGACAGGCAGGCGUCGAUGCACAUGACCCUCCUCCCGCAUUAAUAGUUUAGAUCGUGUUAUCUUUUGUUGUUUCUAUUUGUGAAGCGAUCGAAAGUUGCCGUCGACCAUUGGCAAUGAAAGUGAAGUGGAGCAGACACUUGGAUGGAUCUUUUCGGAUAAAAUCGGGUAUUCGUUCUCUGGACAUCACAACCGAAAAAAAAUGCUUAAAUUUUUUCCUUCAACUUUUUAAAGUUAGGAGAAAGAAUGCUCAGAGUGACAAUAGAGUCAACGAUGUUAGCCAUAGGCGCAAGGAACGGAGAAUCGUUCAAAAAAGUUAUCAGUAUCAUACCAGUUUGUUAUCUUCCGAGACUAGAUUCGAAGAGGAUAGUUUAGAAAUAACAGAAGCACCAGCUAAAUAUUGGAACGAUGCAAGGCCUCUAACGGGAAGAGAUCGGCCGAGGCCGUCCAAAAUUAAUGCCACUGUUCUGCCUUCUUACAAAUUAUUAUUUGAAGGUGAACAUGUGACUUCUACACCUCUUCUAAAUCGCGCUAUUUCUCGGCAGAGAACUAGUAACAGCGUGGUAUCUAUAAGCAUUAAUACAGAUAUUCGUACAAGUCCUGAGGGAACACAAGGAAAGCCACUUAUUUCACAGAAGCGACCCAUUUUUCCAAAUUUGGACAUGAGAAGGCCACCUCUCUGGGCCUNUAGAUACGGGUUUUUGCGUUUUUGA